AUGUCCACGCCUCCCCAAAGCGCCAUAGACGACAGCGCAUACUUAUCCCCCACUUCUCCUGAGCGCAGAGCACAGUACGAUGGGUCAACUCUCAAUUCUAGGUCAGGCUCUGUCGCUUCGGGCGAGACUGCGACACGAUUCCGCUCAAAUUCAGGUAUAUCGGCUGGUUCCACUACGACCUUCUACUCCAAAUCUAGCCUCGAGUUUGAACCUCCCGAAGAAGCCUUGCGAGCCGACAAGGGAGAUGAGAGAGACUUCGAUGUCCCUAAUAAUCCCUUUGCCUUCUCCCCGGGUCAGCUGAACAAGCUCCUGAACCCCAAAUCACUGUCUGCCUACAAAGCAUUAGGAGGCUUGAGGGGCCUCGAAAGAGGUCUACGGACCAGUAUCUCAGCUGGAUUAUCAGUGGACGAAACUCGCCUCGAGGGACAAGUCUCUUUCGAAGAAGCGGUUGCUGCUGGAUCCAACCAUGAAGGACUGUCAGAAGUCAAGCUGGACAGAUCGGAUUCAAAUGGCAGUGUGGGCCAGGGCGAAGUCAAGGGCCAAUUUGAAGAUCGCCUGCGCGUCUUUCGAGACAACCGACUCCCGGAGCGAAAGCCAGACAGCAUCCUCGUGCUCAUCUGGCGAGCAUACAACGACAAAAUCCUUAUUCUCCUCACCAUCGCCGCCGUGAUUUCUCUAGCUUUGGGGAUUUACGAAACUGUGGAUGGAGGCUCGGGUGUGGACUGGGUCGAAGGAGUUGCCAUCUGCGUUGCCAUCCUCAUCGUAGUCAUUGUCGGGGCAGCCAAUGAUUGGCAGAAGGAACGUCAGUUCGUCAAACUGAACAAACGGAAAGACGACCGUGAAGUCAAAGUCAUUCGAUCAGGCAAGUCGAUACAAGUUUCGGUGCACGACAUCACAGCUGGAGAUGUCCUUCAUCUCGAACCCGGCGAUGCCGUUCCAGCAGAUGGGAUUUUCAUCUCGGGACAUGGUGUCAAAUGUGACGAAUCGUCCGCGACUGGAGAAUCGGAUCAGAUGAAAAAGACUCCAGGCGAGGAAGUGUGGCAACGCAUUCAGGACGGAACGGCGACUAACAAACUCGAUCCUUUCAUCAUCAGCGGCUCUAAAGUUCUCGAGGGCGUUGGCACCUACCUCGUUACCAGCGUCGGUGUGAAUAGCUCCUACGGCAAGAUCUUAAUGAGCCUCCAGACCGACAAUGAACCGACCCCUCUACAGGUAAAACUGGGCAGAUUGGCCAAUUGGAUCGGAGGCCUUGGAUCCUCCGCCGCAGGACUUCUUUUCUUCGUUCUUUUGAUCAAGUUUCUUGCUCACCUCUCUGAGGAUACCCGGCCCGGGGCUGAGAAGGCUCAGGCCUUCCUGGACAUCCUUAUUGUCGCAAUCACAGUCAUUGUCGUUGCCGUUCCCGAAGGGCUACCUUUGGCGGUUACGUUAGCUUUGGCCUUCGCUACUACCAGGAUGCUAAAGGAGAACAAUCUCGUACGAGUUCUUCGUGCCUGUGAGACCAUGGGCAAUGCUACGACCAUCUGUUCGGACAAGACGGGCACCUUGACUCAAAAUAAGAUGACUGUGGUUGCUGGGACCAUCGGAACGAAGGAGAAGUUUGCCUCGUCACAAUCAGUCGAGACAAAUGACACGGCCUCAUUCACGACCAUGUUCAGCACCCUGAGUGCUGAGUUCAAGGAGCUGCUCCGACUCUCCAUCACCCUCAACAGCACAGCCUUUGAAGGCGAAGAGAAGGGCGUGCCCACUUUCAUUGGUUCCAAGACCGAGGUUGCGUUGCUCACUCUGGCAAAGGAGCAUCUGGGUCUUGACAAUUUGGCUGCUGAACGAUCGAGCUACAAGGUCAAGCAACUGAUCCCCUUCGACUCGGCUCGCAAGUGCAUGGGGAUAGUCAUCAAAUACAACGGCGUCUACCGGCUUCUCGUCAAGGGAGCUGCAGAGAUCAUGCUUGCCAAAUCCGUCAAGGCCGUUUCCGAUGUCUACGAGAAGCAAUACGCAGUUACGGAAUUGACUGCCGAGCAAAAGGAACAGAUAGCCAGCAUCAUCGAUGAAUACGCACGGCACUCACUCCGCACCAUUGGCAUGCUAUACAAGGACUUUCCUCAAUGGCCGCCUGCCGGCGCGAAAACCCUGGAAGAAGACGCCAAGAUGGCCGACUUUGACGAUAUCUUCGAUGACAUGACUUGGAUUGGCGUCGUCGGUAUCCACGAUCCUCUGCGGGAGGGUGUGGUUGAAGCCGUGGCACAGUGCCAACAUUCGGGUGUCGUGGUCCGCAUGGUCACUGGCGACAAUGUAACCACUGCACGUGCAAUCGCGACUGAAUGCGGUAUCCUCCGUGAGGACGAAGACGGAGUCGUCAUGGAGGGUCCCAAGUUCCGCCAGCUCUCUGAUGAAGAGAUGGACAGGAUCCUGCCACGCCUUCGUGUCCUGGCUCGCUCAUCCCCCGAGGACAAGCGCAUACUUGUCAGUCGACUUAAGCAUUUGGGCGAGACAGUCGCAGUAACCGGAGAUGGUACCAACGACGGGCCUGCCCUGAAAAUGGCCGACGUCGGCUUUAGCAUGGGUAUCGCGGGCACAGAAGUUGCCAAAGAGGCCUCGUCCAUCAUUCUACUCGACGACAACUUCUCAUCGACAAUCACUGCUCUUAUGUGGGGUCGGGCCGUCAACGACGCGGUAAAGAAGUUCCUGCAGUUUCAGAUCACGGUCAAUAUCACUGCAGUGAUACUCACUUUCGUGUCGGCUGUCUCUAGCGAGUCGAACCACUCGGUACUCACGGCCGUUCAACUUCUCUGGGUCAACCUCAUCAUGGACACUCUUGCUGCUCUAGCGCUCGCGACCGAUCCACCUACCAAGAAGAUAUUGGAUCGUCCACCGCAGCCCAAGUCGGAGGCUCUUAUUACAAUCAAUAUGUGGAAGAUGAUCAUCGGCCAAGCAAUUUAUCAGCUGAUUGUCACCUUUACUUUGUACUUUGCGGGCAUGUCGAUUUUGAGCUAUGGGCCCGAACGGCGGAAAGAACUGGACACGAUCGUCUUCAACGCCUUUGUCUGGAUGCAGGUCUUCAACGAAUUGAACAACCGCCGCUUGGACAACAAGUUCAACAUCUUUGAGAAUAUCCAUCGCAACUACUGGUUUAUCGGCAUCAACUGUAUCAUGGUGGGAGGCCAGAUUAUGAUUAUCUUCGUUGGUGGAACUGCUUUCAGCAUUACUUCGCUCGACGGUCCUCAGUGGGCAAUUUCACUACUGGUUGCUUUGCCUUGUCUGCUCUGGGGCGUCUUGGUUCGAUGCUUUCCCGACGCCUGGUUCGCAGUCGUUUUCAACGGAGUGGUCGGCGGUGUCGCCUUCGUUCUCCGCCCGAUCUGGAAGGCCCUUUCUAUCAUCUUUCAUCCGGUUGCGCAGGUCUUCCGUGCUAUUGCACGGUUUACUGGGCGUGCGGUACGCAAGGUCACUCGGCGGAACAGCUCUGAUCAAGAAGAUGCACCAGCGCCGGUUGACGAAGAGCGUCCUUCGACCGUGGUCGCGGAGAAGCAACCAGAAACCGUCCAUGCGUCCAAGGAAUCCCCCUCGACGAUGAAGCAUAAUGACGGUUAUACGACCCCACCGUCCGGCUGGAACAGUGGCGGUGCGACUGAGAUGAAAGACAUUCCUGUGCCGUCUGUGUCGAUCACCGGACCACCCAGCUGA
Messenger RNA from Fonsecaea monophora, 3678 nucleotides. RefSeq names its product calcium-translocating P-type ATPase, PMCA-type. Gene Ontology annotation, cellular component: intracellular membrane-bounded organelle; membrane. Gene Ontology annotation, biological process: intracellular calcium ion homeostasis; calcium ion transmembrane transport. Lineage: Eukaryota; Fungi; Ascomycota; Eurotiomycetes; Chaetothyriales; Herpotrichiellaceae. Gene Ontology annotation, molecular function: ATP binding; P-type calcium transporter activity; ATP hydrolysis activity. The coding region runs from base 1 to 3678 and encodes 1225 amino acids. The record is from RefSeq and is a predicted model, not a curated record. The transcript has 2 exons.